AUGGUAGAAGAACAUUCCACAGAUCUUACCUCUCGGAUAGAAUCCGAUUACCCUAAUUCUAGUCCUGCCGCUAUACCCAGCCCCGCUUGCACUGCCCAUGAAGCAAAAGUAGUAGAAACCCUCCCUGUGGCUUGUGUUGGCCCAAUUGAUGUAAAUUUCCUCAAACCAACGCUUGGCGAAGACAAAGUUAUUGAUUGUGAUGUAGAUCUUAAGUAUUCUAAUGAUAAUAAGAAAAACAAUAAGUCUAAUAGACCAAAUUCUAUCGAAACUAAAAGAAGUAAGUCCCUGUCAGUAGAAAGUUCAGAAGAUAUUAGUAAAAAAGAUAUUAAGAAAACCCGGUCAAAUCCAUUAAAGAGCGAGGAUUCAAUUGCAGACAACGAGAAAAGUAUUGAUGACACCAAAGAAAUAGAGAUGACCGUUGAAGAAAAUAUAGCUACUGUUUUGAAAGGAAGCAGAUCUUCACUAGAGACCCGAUCAGAUUCCCCAAAACCAGGAUGUAGCAGUCAACCGGAUAUAGCAGACUCGUCCUCACCCCGUUCCCCAAGGAGUUCCGACGGCAACCGAGACGACCUUUCAGCCUUGUUACCUUCACCGUCGAAUUACCCCAAGUCUUCAGCGACAAUCCGGAGACUACGUCAGGAAAACGAGCGGCUUCAAGCGGAAGUGACGAGAUUGAAACGACUUGUCGUAUCAGGGGCCACAUCCGCUCUUGCCGAGCGAAAAAAUUUAUCGGAAAAUGCCGAUCCAAAUUCAGCCACUCACGCUUUGGAAUUGGAGUUGCAGCUGGCGAGAGAGGCGCUGUCAACGCUCAAAGCGGAUAAAAGACGUCUAAAAGCCGAGAAGUUUGAUUUACUGAAUCAGAUGAAACAGUUGUAUCUGACGUUAGAGGAUAAAGAAAAGGAAUUAAGAGAUUUUAUCAGAAGUUACGGACAGACACGGGACAACGAAACGUCGAUGCAACAACUCUCCACUGAGCGAGAAGAGCGAGAGAGAGAAAGAUGGAGUUUGCUACGUCACGCCAGAGACGAGGCAGAAAGAAGUUUGUCAUUAGCGGCACAACUUAACGCCAAAGAACUACAACUUCAACAGGCACAAGAGCAAUUACAAGAAGCUCGGCGACAGCUAGCCUCAAGCGGCUGUCUUUCGGACCAAGAAUCUCUAGCAUCACUGCCACGACACAAUAUUAAUGGCGGGGCUUUAACUCCUGGAUCGGGAGGUCUUCUUUCGGGACACCAUGGGCUAGGCCAACUUCCUGGUGACAGAGGAAGUUGUAGCGCUGACUCUGGUGUACGGGUGAGUUCAGAUAGAGAAAGUGGAGCAACAUCUGUAGCUGGAAACUUGUCUGAUUCGACAACAGAUGGAACACCGACCAUAACUCUUGGUGAAGGACAUAAGGAUAUGGAUUCGGUGUCGCUGAUUUCAUCUGUGCCUCCUCCGCACAUGUACCAAUCAUCUACAAAAGACUGCAGUCCAACCUUAUCUCCAUUGAAUGCCAACAAUUUCUCUAGGUCCGUGGAACAACUAAGUUCCCCAAUGGAACCAGAACCAAUAACAGUAGGUAGACGAAAUAAGCAAUCUGUAAGACCUUCUAGUGGGCGUGGAGGAACAUGGGGUAGCAUAUCUAGAGUUUUUGCUCGGUCGCGUCAUCGGAAUAAAUCAAAUUCUCUACAAGAAACAAGUGAAACUUAUGAUCCAUAUCGUAGUUGGUCUCCUUUAACUGAAGAAGGGUAUGCAGAGAAACUAAGACUACUUAGAGAAGCCAACAGCAUACCUAUGGAAAGAUGGAGAGCAUCAACAGUGUUAGCGUGGUUGGAAAUUGCAUUAGGAAUGUCGCAGUAUGGAGUACGUUGCGCAGAAAAUAUAAAAAGUGGGAAGAUUGGUCCUUUACAUGGCCAGGUGCUCUUGGAGCUCAGUGAUCUGGAACUGGAAUGCGGCUUGGGAAUUACUCAUCCGAUGCACAGAAAGAAGAUUCGAUUGGCUAUCGAGGAGCAUCGGAAUCCAGCACUUGUGAGGUAUCCCUGCAUCGCGCAACUAGGACACACUUGGGUUUGCAGCGAGUGGUUACCAGAUUUAGGACUGUCUCAGUAUUGCGAGAAUUUCGCGACGAAUAUGGUGGAUGCGAGAAUGUUGGAACACUUGAGUAAAAAGGAAUUGGAAAAGUAUUUAGGAGUCACUAGGAAGUUUCAUCAGGCGUCUAUUGUACACGGCAUACAUUUACUAAGAAUAAUGAAAUACGAUCGACAGGCUUUGGCAGUAAGAAGACACCAAUGCGAAACAAUGGAUGCUGAUCCUCUUGUAUGGACUAAUCAAAGAUUCAUCAGAUGGGCUCGGAGUAUCGACCUCGCAGAAUACGCUGAUAAUUUAAAAGACAGUGGCGUUCAUGGAGGUUUGGUGGUACUGGAGCCAUCGUUUAACGGAGACACAAUGGCGACAGCUCUUGGCAUUCCAGCGAGUAAAAAUAUAAUCCGUAGACAUCUCACAGCUGAGCUGGAUGCUCUUAUUUUGCCCGCCAGGUACGUCAUAUUUUGUCAACUGGAAGAACUUCAAGCCGAAGCAGCCAGAGUUAUAUCAAAACAUAGAUAA
Messenger RNA from Diabrotica balteata, 2583 nucleotides. Lineage: Eukaryota; Metazoa; Arthropoda; Insecta; Coleoptera; Chrysomelidae. The record is from the annotation of a GenBank genome assembly.